AUGGCCGACCUCGCGACCCCCGACUUCCUCUCAUCCCUUAAGGCACUCUCCCCUCCACACACCCCCAACGCGCCCUCCCACCUCUCGACGUCCCGGCCGUCUUCAGCUACGCCCUCGAGGACCUCGUCGCGUCCCAGCACGCAGCAGGCCCCGCUGGGGACGCGGCGCGCGAGCGCCGAGGAGCAGCUCGUCCUCGCCCGCAAGGUCCACGAGGCCGUCCUCCAGUCCGGGCUUCUUAGCGGCAUGCCGCGGGCGAUCAACACGCUCGUCGCGCUACACCACGUCAUGCCGGAGCACUUGCGAGCGGCCAAGCCCCUCCGAGACACGCGGAGGCCCCCAGCAGAGUGGGACAAGCACGGCGAGGCGCUCUUCAGCGCCGUGUACCGCGACACGGCACCGUCGGUCCAGAGCCUCCUCGACGCUGCGUACCCCGACCUAGGCUGGUUCUGCACGACGGUCGGGUACGGCAUGACCUACGGCGGGACGGACGUCCUCUCCGUCGUCGAGCUCGUCUACGUCAUGGCCGCCGCGCUCAUCGCCGUCGACGCGCCCCGCCAGGUCGGCUGGCACCUCGCGAACGCGCGCCGCAGCGGCGCGUCGCUCGAAGAGGUGCGGGCGGUGAGGGCCACCGCCACCGAGGUGGCGCAGAGGGCGGGGGUGAGGUGGCGGAACGACGUGCUGGAGGUGGAGGCGUGAAGCGCGGAGAUGCAGGGCAGCAGGGGGACGUUGGGCUUGUGUGUUGCACUGAUGGAUUGAGUAUUCGUGUCC
Dichomitus squalens LYAD-421 SS1 is the source of this 768-nucleotide messenger RNA. RefSeq lists its product as uncharacterized. The transcript has 5 exons. The coding region runs from base 1 to 696 and encodes 231 amino acids. The record is from RefSeq and is a predicted model, not a curated record. NCBI's taxonomy places the organism in Eukaryota, Fungi, Basidiomycota, Agaricomycetes, Polyporales, Polyporaceae.